AGGACAGUCGCGAUGACGUCACGGAUCUUAUAUAAAACAUAGGUUUCUUCCUCGUCCGGUCAUAGUGCGGCGAGCCUGCAAGAGACGGUCCAUCUCCCCUUUCUGUAGGUCCUUCCUCUCUUCACACAUUUAAACCCCGCAUCUGAACCGAGAUGGAAACGACGGCGAAGGAUCACAUCAUAGAAACCCUUGAUGAUCUGGAUGACAACGGGCUGAAAAGAUUCAAAGAUAAGUUGGGAGAAACAGCGUUCCAGGGGCGCAAGAUCUCCAAGGGGAAGCUGCAGAAUGCAGGGAGCGUGGAUGUAGCGACUUUGCUGAUCAGCACCUACACCAAAACCCACGCGAUUGAGAACACGAUAGCCGUAUUGAUAGCUAUCAAAGAGGUGGCCUUAGCUGAAGAGUUGCAAAAAAAGACUGGAGCCGGGGCAAGUGGUGGAGCAGCUUCUGGAGUGCACUUCGUGGACCAGCACCGGGAAGCGUUGAUCCAGAGAGUAGUGGCUGUGCCGUCCAUUCUUGACUCUCUGUUUGGAAAAGAAAUGCUGCUUCCCGCGCAGUACGAUGAGAUGAUAGUGGAGAAAGUCCCCUCGGUGCAGAUGAGGAAGCUCUACAUGGCCGCCAGGGCGUGGGGAAAAAACGAGAAAGACGCCUUCCUGGAAAUCCUGAGAGUGCAGCAGCCCCAUCUCAUCAGAGACCUAGAGGGAGAAUAAAACCGCCUCUUCCGGUUUCCACGGAAACCGAGCCGUCAAUCACCGUGUCAGAGAAUUCCGGAUAGCUUGCCAUUUUUAAUAGGAUUUUAAUUCCGUCUCCCAAGACAAUAAAUGCGGUCUGUUUUAAAGGCACUGGCGCUGUGGUCUUGUUUUAAUGCAGUUGAUAUAAACAGCAAAUCAGGUUAAAGGCUGGGUUUAAACCACCCCCUCUACAGAGAACGAAUUUUUGACUUUGUAAAUUCCAAUGAAAGCUGCUGAAUAAUGUUCCCUUGUUAACAUAUUGAAUUCCACCCCCUCUAUAUAGAAUGAACUCCCUCAGCUUCAUAGAGUCCAAUGAAAGCUGCUGAAUAAUGUUCCCUUGUUAACAUAUUGAAUUCCACCCCCUCUAUAUAGAAUGAACUCCCUCAGCUUCAUAGAGUCCAAUGAAAGCUGCUGAAUAAUGUUCCCUUGUUAACAUAUUGAAUUUCACCCCCUCUAUAUAGAAUGAACUCCCUCAGCUUCAUAGAGUCCAAUGAAAGCUGCUGAAUAAUGUUCCCUUGUUAAGAUAUUGAAUUCCACCCCCUCUAUAUAGAAUGAACUCCCUCAGCUUCAUAGAGUCCAAUGAAAGCUGCUGAAUAAUGUUCCCUUGUUAAGAUAUUGAAUUCCACACCCAUCGCUUUGGAGUUUUCCCAGAUACUUAACUGAAAAACUGACUGGAAAAAUGUGACAUUUCGAAAUCUAACAUGAAAUACUUACUGUACUGCGAUUAUGGCUUCCUGUUUUUUUUCAUUUCAAUAUAAUUUUGUAGUUUGUUUUGAUUACACUGUGUUAAAUAAAAGAUUAAAAUUAUGUUAA
Molecule: messenger RNA, 1541 nt
Organism: Acipenser ruthenus (sterlet)
Lineage: Eukaryota; Metazoa; Chordata; Actinopteri; Acipenseriformes; Acipenseridae
Product: apoptosis-associated speck-like protein containing a CARD
Exons: 4
Coding region: 153-707 (184 amino acids)
Biological process (GO): inflammatory response; innate immune response; regulation of apoptotic process
Source: RefSeq, a predicted model, not a curated record